Molecule: messenger RNA, 1362 nt
Organism: Chlorella variabilis
Lineage: Eukaryota; Viridiplantae; Chlorophyta; Trebouxiophyceae; Chlorellales; Chlorellaceae
Exons: 4
Coding region: 1-1362 (453 amino acids)
Biological process (GO): plant organ development
Cellular component (GO): chloroplast inner membrane
Source: RefSeq, a predicted model, not a curated record
AUGGCCAAGAACCUGGGCAGCAGCGGCGGCUCCGCCACCAUGCAGCGCUCCAAGCUGAGCAACAAGCAGGCCGUGCAGCAGGUGGGGCCCAAGCUGGACGACGGCAUGGGCGGCGGCGGCCUGGGCAAGGGCAUCUUCAACGGCGGCGGCGGCGAUGGUGACGGCGGCGACGACGACGACUACUUCAAUGAGUUUGGCGACGGGGACGGCGACGGCGACGGCGACGGCUUCUUCCGCAAGGUGUUCCAGGAGCUGUACGACGCCAAGGCCAUCAACGCGGUGCUGCAGGAGUGGUUCAAGACCAUGGCCGACAUGCCGCUCAUCCUGCGCCAGGCGGCGCAGAUGGGCCUCUUCUCCUCCGCUGCCCUCGUGCGCUUCCUGGCCAUGGAUGUGCGCCCCAACGUCACGCGCUUCGUCACGCGCUCGCUGCCGCCCGCGGUGUCUCGCGAGGUGGUGGGCCGCCUGAUGGCGGACCCCGCCUUCAUGCAGAAGCUGGUGCUGGAGCAGAUGAUCACCGUCUCCUCCUCGCUCAUCUACGAGGCCAAGGUCCGCGGCGACCGCUUCUGGCACGAGCUGGACCUGGUGGCCGCCAACGUGGUGUGCCUGUCGGCAGCCAACGCGGCGCUGGUGUACCUGGUGGCGCCCACGCGCGCGGCCCCCGCCCCCGCGCGCUUUGCCUGGCAGAACAUGCUGUCCAAGCUGCCCAACAACGUGUUUGAGGCCACCACGCCGCUGCGCGAGUACACCACCGGCAGCCGCGCCGCCGCCUUCUUCACCAAGAGCGCGGAGCUGUGCGGCGUGGGCAUGCUGGCGGGCGCGGCGCAGUCGUCGCUGGCGCAGGCCGCGGUGGCGGUGCGCCGCGCCUCCGACCCGGCCUACACCCCCUCCAUGCCCGUGCCCAGCGUGCAGCAGAGCGCGCUGGGCUUUGCGGCGGCGCAGGGCAUCUUUGGCAACCUGCGGUACCAGAUGGUGGCGGGCAUCGACCGCUACCUGUUUGACCACGCCUCCUUCCUCUGGUCCUACCUGGGCGCCUCGGGCGCCUUCCGCACCCUGUCCACCACCAUGGGCGACCAGACGCGGCGCUACCUGCAGGGCCUGCCCAACGGCGACGCGGUGCUGGCGGCGCGGGAGCGGCACGCAGCGGCCUACCGGGCGUGGGCCGCGCAGCAGGCGGCGGCCGCGCGGCGCGCCGGCGGCGUGGUGGUCCGCGAGGCGCCCGUCCCGGCCGCCGCCGCGCCGGCCAGCGGCGCCGGCGGCAGCAGCAGCAGCGGCGUGGGCAAGAAGAAGCGGCGCAGCAGGAAGGCGGGGAGCAGCGGGUUUGAGAUGGGCGUGGGGCCCGCAGCGGCGCCGGCCAUGGCGUGA